AUGGACGAUACCUGCGUCAACACUUUGCAGGUUGUGCUGAGGCGCUGCCGGCAAUGGGAGCAAAUCCUGCAGAUGUACGAGGCCGCUUGGAACAAGGAUUCAGAUGCUGAAGAGUUUGGCAUUUCGGUGUUCCUGACGGCAGUGCAUUGCAAGGACUUUGUCAAGGCUCAGCAGGUGGCCAGCAAGCUCUACCAGAAGCACAAAAAGUCUCAAUACCUUUUGUGGGUUGUUGCGGCUAUUCUACUGCAGGUUCGGGCGGGCGCUCCGCCCAAAUUGUUGGACCUUGCAUCUAUGUUUCUGCAAAAGGCUCCAUUGGACCUGGCUUCUCUGAAGGGCAAAGUACCCUUCAACCGAGGCCAACUCUACUUGUUUUUUCUCCACUUGGGCACCUUGCAGCUGCAGCAGAAGCAGGCCGAGGCGUUGCAACUCCUGGAGGACUGCCAAUCCCUCCUGAAGCUGCCCUCCGAUGUCUCUGCCCUGCGGGUCCAGCUUCUAUGGGAGGCUGGUCGCCGGAAGGAGGCGGUCUGCGAGGCACGGGAGCAGCUGGUGGCCAAUCCAGGUAGUUGGGCUCAUGCACAGGACUAUGCUCGAAUGGUCUUCGACUGUGAAGGAGCUCAGGCUGGCCGCUUGGUUGAUGUGGACCCGGUCGAGUCCAUGGAGGAGGUGGAUGCCCGUCGCACAGAAGAUGAGGUGCAGAAUGCCCUGCUUCUCUUCCGCCACUUCCAGCAGGUGAAGGAGCAGAGCGUGGCCACGGGCGGUGGCAGUGGGGUGAAUCGCGUGGCCUUCCUGGGAGAGCUUGAGCUGCGCAGGUGUGCUUUAGCUAUGUCCGGACCGGACGAGGCCAACCAUACAGAGGAGCUUUUGAAGGUCCUUUCGGCCUUCAUCCAGCACUUCUCCGGGAGGGCUCAUUGCUUUUUCGACCUCAAGCCGCACUUGUCAUGUCUCUCAGCGGCAGACGCGUUGCCUUUGCUCUCGGCAGCUGGACAAGGCCGCGAAGCUGUGGUGCUCACGGCACGGCUCCGUCGGGCCUUUCGACCAGCUCAUUUGCCAGAAGAUGCGAGUCAGAGAUCUGCUGCAGAGGCCGCGCUUCCAGCCGCUUUGGGGCCCCUUUUGAAGUCAGCAAUCAAGAAAGCUGACCAGGACAGACGAGGGACAGACUUGCCACUCUGGUAG
Durusdinium trenchii is the source of this 1173-nucleotide messenger RNA. The record is from the annotation of a GenBank genome assembly. NCBI's taxonomy places the organism in Eukaryota, Dinophyceae, Suessiales, Symbiodiniaceae.